AUGAAUUCCUGGAACCACACAGAUGAGCCUAACUUUAAACUUAUGGGAUUGACAGAUUCCAAGGAGAUCCAGCUAGUCCUCUCUGUCCUCUUUCUCUUUAUAUACAUGGCCACUGUACUGGGGAACAUAGGCAUGAUGCUAAUCAUUCGUCUAGAUGUACAGCUUCACACUCCAAUGUAUUUCUUCCUCACCCACUUGUCAUUCCUUGACCUCAGUUACUCAACUGUCAUCACACCUAAAACCUUAGAGAAUCUCCUGACUUCCAAAAGGAGCAUUUCCUUCAUGGGCUGCUUCAUUCAGUUAUACCUUUUUGGCCUCUUGGCAUCUACUGAAUGCUUUAUACUCUCUUCAAUGGCCUAUGACAUUUACGUAGCCAUCUGCAAUCCCUUACACUAUCCAGUUAGUAUGUUCACAAGGCACUGCCAUGCUCUUAUAACUGUAUCCUACGUGAUUGGAGCUAUGGAUGCCUCUAGCACUGUCUUUCCCAUGAGCACAUUGAAUUUCUGCAAAUGUAAGCACAAAGCCUUUUCCACUUGUGCCUCUCAUCUCCUGGGGGUCACUGUCUUCUAUGGAACUGUGAUCUUUACUUAUAUGAAGCCAAUCAAGUCCUAUUCCCUGGGAAAGAACCAAGUAGCUUCUGUGUUUUACACCAUUGUGAUCCCCAUGCUCAACCCACUCAUUUAUAGUCUCAGGAACAAACAAGUGAAAAGUGCUGUCCUUAGACUUGUGAAAAAAGGAGAGGGCUCUCAGAAAAUUAAAUAA
Molecule: messenger RNA, 762 nt
Organism: Microtus ochrogaster (prairie vole)
Lineage: Eukaryota; Metazoa; Chordata; Mammalia; Rodentia; Cricetidae
Product: olfactory receptor 8H1-like
Exons: 2
Coding region: 1-762 (253 amino acids)
Biological process (GO): G protein-coupled receptor signaling pathway
Cellular component (GO): membrane
Molecular function (GO): G protein-coupled receptor activity; olfactory receptor activity
Source: RefSeq, a predicted model, not a curated record